Molecule: messenger RNA, 3389 nt
Organism: Pelmatolapia mariae (spotted tilapia)
Lineage: Eukaryota; Metazoa; Chordata; Actinopteri; Cichliformes; Cichlidae
Product: carbohydrate sulfotransferase 11-like
Exons: 4
Coding region: 373-1392 (339 amino acids)
Biological process (GO): proteoglycan biosynthetic process; carbohydrate biosynthetic process
Cellular component (GO): membrane
Molecular function (GO): sulfotransferase activity
Source: RefSeq, a predicted model, not a curated record
CACACCACAGGCGGGGGUAGCAAUUAGAGCUAAGAAGAAACAGGGCUGUUAAUAACUUUUGGGGGGACUGUAAUAUCAACAUGACAUUAUUUCCAGUGUUAUCUAAAGUGCCAUUAUAAUUAAUAUUGUUGGGGUUUUUUUUUUUAAAAAGUAGCGACCAGAGCGAAGUGGAUUUAUACCCGUUACAUUACAAUUAACGGCUUUAUUACUGUGCUGUUGUUUCUCUCUGGUUGGGCGUUUGCUUCCCGUUAUUAAUGAAUAGGUCCAUAUCGCUUUCAAGUGUCUCGUAUCUGCCAUCGGGCGGUCUCGCAUGAACUGCGUAGAGGCAGCGACGAGGGGUCGGAGGCUCCGCCAGCAGAGCCGGGCUUCAGGAUGAAGAUGCCGCGGGGAGGACGCCUGUUUCUGGCGACGUGCCUCGGCUCGCUGUUCGUUCUCGUGCUGUACUUUCAGAGCAUCACCAAACCAGCAGAAGCUGGUUUGAAGGCUGUCACCAGACCAGGGAAAAGCAGGACAAGUCCGCUGCAGACACUUUAUAAUGGAGACCAGCAGCUGGAGCUGUUGGCAGCUCACAAGUCCCUCCAAGGCCGCAGGGAGCUGCUGGAGCAGGCAUGUCUGAGCCACACGAGGAAGCGCCGCGUGCUCUCACCGGAGGAUCUCAAACACCUCAUUGUUGACGACAUGCAUGGGCUUAUUUACUGCUAUGUACCCAAGGUAGCCUGCACUAACUGGAAGCGUGUCCUCAUGGUCCUCACCAGCGACGGCCGCUACACCGACCCCCUCGCCAUCCCCGCUAAUGAGGCCCACGUCGCAGGUAACCUCCGCACGCUUUCCGAGUUCUCGGUCGCGGAGAUCAACCAGCGCCUUCGCAGCUACCUCAAGUUCAUCUUUGUGCGGGAGCCCUUUGAGCGGCUGGUGUCGGCCUACAGAAACAAAUUCACGCGCAGGUACAACACUGCCUUCCACAAACGCUACGGAACCAAAAUCAUCCGCCGGCACAGGCCCAACGCCAAGCCGGAAGCCCUCGAGAAAGGAGAUGAUGUGACUUUCCCUGAGUUUGUCCAGUAUCUUGUGGACCCUCGGACGCAACGGGAGGAACCUUUCAACGAGCACUGGGAGCGGGUGCACUCCCUCUGCCACCCCUGCCUGAUCCACUACGACGUGGUGGGGAAAUACGAGACUCUGGAGCCCGAUGCUCAGGCCGUGCUCAGAUUGGCCGGAGUGGAGGGGACGCUUCAAUUUCCAACGUCUGGCAAGACCACCAGGACAGACGGCCACAUGGCGGCGCGUUACUUUAAGCACAUCAGUCCUUUCUAUCAGAAAAAACUGUUCAACCUGUAUCGCAUGGACUUCAUGCUCUUCAACUACUCCACACCAGAGUAUCUCAGGACUUGAUGAGCAUCACUUGUCCUUUCAGGCACUUUUGUGUCGCUCCCUGCCUCGGAGUGGUCCAUCACAAGCAGAGACUUGACACUGGGACUCUCCAAGGAAAACAGUUAACGGCUGUGGAGAGUGACUGGAUUUUCUGGUUUCAGUAAGUGAAACUAAAAACUGCCUAAGAAGAAGACAGAUGGUGUGUGUGCUGUUAUCUACUGAGUGAGGAUGGAGUUUGUCUUUAGCACAGCAGACUGCAGGUGACACAUCAUCUCUUUACAAACAGAUCCUUUUUGUGUUUGUUGCAAUUUCUUGCCAAAGUUUUGCUUCAUCAAAUUUAGCAAGCCUUGCUUUGACUUUAGUUUGAGUGUUGUAGAGCUGGUGAAAUGUGCCUCAUCAGCAUUUUUCUGCAGCUCUCACUACAGAUUUCUUUCCUUUGUUUUUGCAUCUUCUGAGAGGUAAUGAGCCAGAAAUGAAACUUGAGAGGAGCAGGUUCUCUUCUCACAGGUAAAUGUGCUGACUGUGAAACUGAGCACAGUGUUGCCGUCUCUUAGGAAGGCCUUUAUUUAUGUCAGUAUUUAUUGUUUUGGAAAGCAAGGAUGUCGGGCUCAUUUUUUUUUCCAGAGGAAAUGAUUUUCUUUUCUUAAAGAACAAAAAGCUUUUCUCUUUCAGAGUCAAUAUUUUUUUGCCGUGUCAGCUUUUGCACAUUAACCGAUGCUAUAACAGAAAACCGUCAGAGCGUACCACAUCAGCCUCUUGCUUUAAAACUGCACAACUCUCGCAGCUCUCGUUCACACCGGCUCCCACAGAUCCCAGAGUGAUUUCCAGUCGUAGACGCUCCCUCAUUCCAGUAAAAGUGUGUUGCUGUCCCUCAUCUAUCGUGUGCCUGUAUUUAGCUCUGAGCAGGUAGGCUGAACAAACAACCACAUAGCUGUGGUCAGGGCUGCGUCCAGCCCAGGACUAGCCCUGGUCAGAGCUCCCCUUGUUGGGCUGUAGGCAAGCACACCAAGGUUUAAUCCACCUACGGUCACCAAACAGGCCUCGUUCAGUAAAUAUGAUCAGUACACUGUUUGACCUUUAUUAACUCUUUGAAGACAAAAUAUGCAUUUAAGAUGGACUUGAAAUAUUUGCCAAAGAUAAAAAUAACUUGUUUAAAAUUCAUAUUACCUCAGAUAUUUCCUUGCAAGCACCAUAAAUGAGAGACAGUUUGUAUCAUACAUAUCUUUUUAUAUCCCAGCGUCCACUUAAAUUAUAGGAAGAUUAGAUUAUGCUUUAAAAAUAACUCCCACAGUUUAUCAAGAUUAAGAGCUGGGAUUACUUAGUCUUCCCAAAAUAACAGACGCGAACAUUUCCAUAAAAAACACACCCACGGUUUGCUCAGUGUACACUGAAGCUUUGGCUGUUUAUUCUUAUCUGCACAUCCUUCUGUUUCUUUUAUAAAGUAUGUUUAAUUUAGUCAGACACGUGCCAACCUUUCUUAUUAUUUUCCUGUAAUUACGCUUUGAAAAGUGCAAUAUUAGUACGUGUUAAAAGCUGUGUCUUUAUUCAAGCCUUAAUUUUGUGCCAUAUUUUAUUUUUCUAUUCCAGCCAUGGAUUACAGGGUGUUCCUUUCCGAUGCUUUCCUGCAUAGCAGUUUGUAAUUUAAGUCGUAAUUUGUAAGAAGCUGCAACCUGGCAAAACCUGAUUACACACUUUAUUUUUUUUCUUCUGUUUUAUGAUCUACUGCACGAAAUGUAUGUUUCACCUUUUAAUUUAGAAUCUGCUAAGUUUUCAUCUCAGAUGCCCUGACGCUGCUGUGUGGGACACAGCUAGCCAAAGAGACCAUUUUCUGUAGAAAUGUUCUUUGAGUCAGAUCUUUGUCAUGGUGAGUCAUUGUGAAACGGCAAACAGAGCACAAUCUGAAAGAAUCUCUCAUGCACUUGUGACACCAAGCUGUGAAUCUGAUAACUGAAGUGCACUUGCUGAUGUGAUAGUGAAUGACUGGUUACCUUGAAGUUUUAAAAAAAUAUAAACCCACA